AUGUCCUUUAAUAUACCUCAGACUCCACAACGGCCCCUUCCCGGUGCAUACCUUCAGACUCCUGCACGAAAUCCAUCGCAGUCGACGCAAUCACAAUCACAACAGCAACCAACGAACCAGAGCCAAGCGCUCACGCAAACCCAAGGAAAUGGUUCAGUAAUCACCAGAGGCUCGAACGAUCUCGAGCCCGUUGAGAGGGCUUCCAAAGUUGUAAAUGAUGCGCUGGUACGAGAAACACAAUAUCCUGAGCUCGAUAGCUAUGUCAGCCAGGGUAUCUCUUCCAACUACGACAUAUCGCCCCAAGCGGCCUGGGCGCCGUUCCAGAGAAUCAGGAUAUAUGACGUCCCGGAGAGAGUCUUUGAACAGUACAAUAGGGCACAGCUGUCAACUUCGAUGGGUCUGUUCGCAGACUUGAAUCAUGCGUGGAUAUCGAUCGACAACGCCUUGUAUUUAUGGGAUUACACACAGCCAGACCCUCCUCUGAUUGGCUUCGAAGAGCAACCGAAGCAAAUUACUGCCAUCAAACUAGUGUAUCCAAGAGCGGGAGUCUUCGUCGCGACGAUUUCACGACUCCUCGUCAUAGCAACAACCACGGAAAUAUAUCUGGUAGGACUGGCUUCUCAGCCCGCCGUGACCGGAGGACAAAGCGUACAGAUUUACUCUACAGGAAUGCAAAUCAAUACCAAAGGAAUUGAGGUCAGCGUCAUUGCAGGCUCUGCUGCAACAGGCAGGAUAUUUUUCGCGGGCAAGGACAGUAACGACGUUCACGAAUUGACAUAUCAACAAGAAGAACGCUGGUUUCAAGGUCGCUGUGGUAAGAUAAAUCAUACGGGCACGGGCAUAGGCGCAUUCUCUCCAGUUCAGCUGCCAGGAUUUAGCAGCAAGCAGCCUCAAGAGCAUGUUGAACAUAUGGUUAUCGACGAUAGUAGGAACUUGCUUUACACCCUUUCAUCUCGAUCAACGAUCCGUGUCUUCCACAUGACAGCGAACAAUGGGCUCUCAUUGGCUAUCACAAAAUCACUACACAACAUUCUUCAAGAUAUCUCACACAUGCAGAACGCUCUAUCGCAGCUUCUCAAAACGCAGCCGUCUAUCAUCGCCAUUGACCCGAUCUCAUCUCAAGAAGGCCGAAAUUGGUACCUCCUGGCCACAACAUCGGCCGGGUGCCGCAUUUUCCUAAGUGCAACUUCAUCUAGAAUCUAUGGGCCCGGAUCUUCAAACGCUCCAAAUAGUAUGCAAGUGCAGCAUGUCAAGUUCCCACCGUCAGACCCCUCUCAGCCUCCACAACAGCAAGAUCUGUCACAGCCAGCACCCUACAUAGCGAAUUCAACCGUGAGCACCUUAUCAUCAUCAUUGACUGCCACACGAAAGGCACGAAGGUUUGCGCCGGGCUACAACCUUUGCUUUGUGCAAAAGAAUGAUCGAUCUCCAGCGCAGACCGUGUUGCUAACAGCCCCUGACUCCGGUCAGAUCGCCCGGCCACCCGAUUCAAGUAGAGCGUCUAGGUUUCCCGAGCUUGGUAUGUGGUUCAACCUUGGCGCAGCAGCAGAGGAUGUAGGCUCAGUGACGGCACCAUUCAGCGCUGCAUCUACACCCCAAGGUUUCGCUAACGAGCUCGCCGUUCAAUACGAUCAACCAGCCGCUGUUCUUGCUAUCAUGACGAAUGGCGGUAUUCACACUUACAGAAGGCGUAGACUAGUCGAUAUUCUAGCAUCUACAAUUCGUGUUGGUGGAGGGGACGAGGCUCUGGACAUGGAAAUUAAGAAGUUCAUUCGUCGAUAUGGUCGAGGCGAAACUGCCUCAACUACGCUAGCUGUUGCCUGUGGACAGGGUCUCGAUGUAACAUCAGAUGCUCGAGUUGCCAACAUCACAGAUCCUGAAGUCUUGGAGUUUGCUCGGAAAGCCUUCAUUGAGCAUGGUGGUAAGCCGCAAUUCCUCGAGAACAAUGUUGUCGAUCAUUCGGUACCAGCGAUUGACAUGGUCCACCCCUCACCUCGUCAUGAAGGUCUGUCUCUCUACGUAGCAAGGCUGGUGAGAUCCAUAUGGAAAGUACCGAUUCUUAAAGAAGGAAUUUCGCCUACAGCGGGGUUCGUGGUAAUAUCGACUGUCGCGCUGGUAAAGCUAAGAAGUAUCUCACAAGAUUUACUCAAGCUGAAGGAAUUUCUCAACACUAACAAGUCGUUUAUUGACGGUCUCUCUGGCCCUGACGCAUUAGGAAGAGCCUCUACGAAACAAGAGGAGAUCUCACUCCAAGCCGAGCAUCGAGCCUUACAUUCGCAGGUUCUCUUAGUUAACAGCAUCAUCGAAGGUAUUGCCUUUGUGCAAGUAUUCUUUGACGAGCGCGUUGAAGACAUAAUCCUCUCACUCUCUCCCGACGUCAGGCAACAGGUCCGCACUCUGACGUUUGAAGCAUUGUUCAGCACUGGUACUGGUAGGGACUUAGCCAAGGAAUUGGUUAAAGCUAUCGUCAACCGGAACAUCGCCAGCGGAUCCAAUGUAGAAACGGUCGCUGAAGCAUUGCGGAGACGAUGUGGUAGCUUCUGCAGUGCUGACGAUGUCGUAAUAUUUAAAGCACAAGAACAGCUGAAACGCUCAUCGGAGGCUGGUGGUGACUCCGAGCUGGGGAGGAAUCUGCUGAAUGAAAGCUUACGACUCUUCACUGAAGUUGCAAGCAGUCUAUCAAUGGAGCAGCUAUUGUGGGCUGUUACUAGCUUUACCAACAUGCAAUUCUAUGCUGGUGCCAUACAACUCGCUUUGACCGUUGCCCAUGAGAAAGAUCGAGGCAACUCCGCGCUGUCCUGGAUCGAAGAUGGCCGGCCGAAUAAUGAUCCUCGGAUAGUGUCCUUCGAAGCGCGAAAAAAGUGCUACAAUCUGAUACAUGAGGUCAUAACAACUAUAGAAGACACCGCGCCUAACGUAGCCGAUGGUCCAUAUUCCCUUAAUGCCAGGAGGAGGACAGAAGCUUAUGAAGUUAUUGAUACCUCAGAGGAUGAGGCAUUCCAGACAGAUUUGUAUGAUUGGUACCUAUUGCAGCAAAAGAAAGACCGUUUACUCGACAUUCAAUCGCCAUACAUCGUAACAUACCUUGAGCGAAGGUCAAGUGACUCCGUUGAAAUAUCCGACCUACUUUGGCGGUACCACAGCAGAGUGGGACACAAUCACCAAGCAGCAAGUGUCCAGCUCGAUCUAGCAAGAAGUCCUUUCGACUUGACAUUAGACAAUCGAAUAGAAUACCUUGGAAGGGCAAAGGCAAAUGCUUCAAUGCCAUCGCCCGGUGUCCCCCGGCAGAAUAGAUAUCAGCUCUUGCGGGAGGUCUCAGACUUACUGGACAUCGCAAAUAUUCAGAGCGAUCUUCUCCAACGACUGACGAAUGAUCCGCGCGUUGGAGCAGAUCGGUUACCAUCUCUGGUGCAAGAGCUCAGCGGAUCACUGCUCCCAAUGAACACUCUCUACAACCAAUAUGCAGACCAAGCAGGCUACUUCGACCUCUGCAUCCUGAUCUACCAAGCCGCCGAUCACCGUAACCCCGCUGACAUUCGCCUAACAUGGAAUAAUCUCAUCCAGACGACUCACGAGGAUGCCGUUGACCAACAGGAGCGCAUUUCCCAAGCUCCUAAGCCAUACGAAGUGGUCAUCGAGAAAGCCCGGAGUCUAGGUACGAGACUGAACCUGAGCGAGACUAUGUUUCCAAUUCCAGACUUACUGCCAAUGCUGGAACGCUACGCCUACACGCAGCAGAGAGACCAAGGGCCAGAGACAUGGGUUGUAGACACGUUGGUGGAGAUCGGUGUCCCGCACGAAUCCUUGUUCCCAGUGCUAGAGGGAAUGUUCUACAAUGAUGAACAGCCAUUUCACGGACGAAAUCGGAGGGUCAUCGCCAAUGAUAUCGUAUAUGUCGUCAAACUUUGGUUUCAAGAAACGACAAGAGGCAAAGGCAAGGUCUUGGGUGGCGAACAGAACAUGGCAGCUGUCAGCCAAACGUUGCUGAUGCUUCAGCAAAAUGGAGGGCUAGAGGGGUCAAGAGCAGAGGAGUGCGCGGGGUUGAGAGUGAGAAUUGAGCAUCUGCUUCGGUAG
This is a messenger RNA of Bacidia gigantensis, 4074 nucleotides long. RefSeq lists its product as uncharacterized. The transcript is spliced from 4 exons. The coding region runs from base 1 to 4074 and encodes 1357 amino acids. Gene Ontology annotation, molecular function: structural constituent of nuclear pore. Gene Ontology annotation, biological process: RNA export from nucleus; transcription-dependent tethering of RNA polymerase II gene DNA at nuclear periphery; protein import into nucleus. The record is from RefSeq and is a predicted model, not a curated record. NCBI's taxonomy places the organism in Eukaryota, Fungi, Ascomycota, Lecanoromycetes, Lecanorales, Ramalinaceae. Gene Ontology annotation, cellular component: nuclear pore; nuclear pore inner ring.